AUAUACGCUGACAAAACUCGUGUCCUCAAUACUUGAUCUCCUCCAUAUGUUGCUGAACUUUUUCUUCUAUGCCUAUCUCUCUCUCUCUCUUCUCACGUGAGAUUCUCUCUCUGUCUCUGCCCGAAGUCUUGGCAAAAGGCAAUACUUAAAGCAAUCUUCAGAUCGUAUCCCAGACCCAGCUAGAGAUCGAUCGAUACAUAUCUCAAGUCAGCCUGCGAAUAAAAAUGGGUCGGACUCCAUGCUGUGAGAAGGUGGGGUUGAAGAAAGGGCCAUGGACUCCUGAAGAAGACCACAAGCUCUUGGCCUACAUUGAUCAACAUGGCCAUGGCAGCUGGCGCUCCCUUCCCACUAAAGCUGGGCUUGAGAGAUGUGGAAAAAGUUGUAGAUUGAGGUGGACUAAUUACCUGCGGCCUGAUAUUAAGAGAGGGAAAUUCAGUCUAGAGGAAGAACAGACCAUCAUUCAACUCCACGCUCUCUUAGGCAACAGGUGGUCCGCGAUUGCAACUCACUUGCCCAAACGAACCGAUAACGAGAUCAAAAACUACUGGAACACCCAUUUGAAGAAAAGAUUAGCCAAGUCCGGUAUCGACCCGGUAACCCACAAGCCCAAAACUGAUGCCGGGAUCCUCAUGUCCAAUGAUGGCCAGUCGAAGAAAAGCACCAAUCUAAGCCACAUGGCUCAGUGGGAGAGUGCCCGGCUCGAAGCAGAAGCUAGAUUGGUCAGACAAUCAAAAUUGCGCUCGGCUUCGCCAAACGACCGGCUCGGCUCACAGGCACCGAAUUUUUCACCGCCGGUUGGAGGAGGUGGUGGUGGUUCGAUGUCCAGGCUCAGCAGCGAUUUGGAGUCGCCAAGGUCGAAGAUAAGCUUCUCCGGGAAUGCACCUCGGUUUCCCACCACCGCGAUUGGCUCUUGUGAGGAUGAAAUUGUAAAAGAAGGUGAAGAAGAUUUGAAACGCCUUAUUGGAAAUUCUACUCAUUUGCCCGAUUUCAACGUGGGAAUGGAAAAUAAUCCGAUGUCCUUCGCGUUAGGUGUUCGUGAAAUGACCAUUUUGCCCAUGGAAGAUGCAUGGACUCCAGAGUCUCUCGAAACCGGCAAUGAUGCCAAUGCGAACAGUGGAAUCUUUGCGGAAAGGUUCACUGAGAUGUUGAAGAAUUCUGGCGAUUGGAGUUGCUCGGAGGGUGGUGGUGAUCAGUCGGACUGUGAUGGCAACGGCGGUGGUGACGUUGAUUUUUACGAGAAUAAUUAGAAUUACUGGAAUGACAUUCUUGAUUUGGUGAAUUCUUCUCCAGCUAAUUCACCUAUGUCCUAAGCAUGAGGAGCUGUAGUUGAAGGUCUUGUUUGGGAUAUUUUAAAAAAUUGCUAUUAAUUUUUCAUCUUGAGUGUACUUCUAAAAACUAUGGUCUAUAUAUAGUUUUUCUUUCAAGAUUUUAUAGUAAUUAAAAAGUAUCAUAUUAUUCCUAAA
This is a messenger RNA of Rhododendron vialii, 1463 nucleotides long. RefSeq names its product transcription factor MYB16-like. The transcript is spliced from 4 exons. The record is from RefSeq and is a predicted model, not a curated record. The coding region runs from base 225 to 1247 and encodes 340 amino acids. Lineage: Eukaryota; Viridiplantae; Streptophyta; Magnoliopsida; Ericales; Ericaceae.